Naegleria fowleri is the source of this 711-nucleotide messenger RNA. RefSeq lists its product as uncharacterized. The record is from RefSeq and is a predicted model, not a curated record. The transcript has a single exon. The coding region runs from base 1 to 711 and encodes 236 amino acids. NCBI's taxonomy places the organism in Eukaryota, Heterolobosea, Eutetramitea, Acrasida, Naegleriidae.
AUGCAAUGUCACCAACACCACACCACACUUAUCCUCGCAAAAUCACAAACGAAAGAAAAGCCCAAUGAUUUUGAAAGUUCAAUAAUUUGUGACACAGUGAUUCCUAACGAAGAAAAGUGUCAGUUCUCUCAUAAAACGAAAAAAGUGAAGAAAUUCAAAGAACAUAAAACAGGGACUAUACAAGAAAGAAACAAGCUCGACACAUGUCAUAUUCAUGAAUCUCUUCCAAGAAGUACACAAUAUUUAUCUCUCGAGCCUUAUCAAGAUAUUCCAGAUGAUAUCAUUUAUGAUCAAGCAUCGUUGAAUGUUGUGCUCAAACUGUCCAUUCCUCCAGAAAAUCACCACAUUCGAUUUCAUGUGAAAAUCGAUGUAUUGUGCAUGAGUGAGCAAACAGUUGUUAUUGACAAAACGAGCAGUUCUACGAAUCAUACCUGUCAGCAACAAGUGGUGUUAUUUGAAAAAGAAUUAGACACAAAAACCAUUUUGAGAGAACAAUGGAGGUCUCAAAAUUAUUACUUUUUGAGGAUACCUUUAAAACUUGGUAUCUCUACGUUUAAGGAGAAAGGCAAACUCAUGCUGAAAUUCACCUAUUUUUCAACGUCCAUUAAUGGAGAAUCUAAUGACCAAAUGAUCUCACAAAUCGAGACCAAUGCUUUCACUACGCUUUGUUCCAAAGCAGCAAGUAUGAACAAGAAAAGAAAUCAAAAGUAA